UUGGAAUCUAUGGUAUUGUUGUCAAAAUUAUUAAGUUAUUUGUGGAAAAACAACAAUUACUGCUAGUUAUGUGGUGACCCUUCUAUCAGUCCUUGAUCUUUUCGAAAGUGAUAAGAGCAGCAGCAGCAUCUUUAACGUAAUUUCCAGUGUACGAAACGCGCGGAGAGCUACCGAAGAUGUGCCGUUUUUAGAGCAUUUGUCAACAAACAAAAAAAUGUUCACCAUACAAUACAUGGACAAGUCGGAAAAGCCGCAAAGAGAGAGGGAAUCCAUACACUCGGGACACUUUAUGGUGUCUCAUUUCGAGGCUGAAGAACAGGACGACGAGGACAAUGUGGCCGUUCCCAUACCGGAAGCGAUUGAGUCUAAGACGAUCGUGCCAGUUAAAACCUUGACGCACGGAAUUUUGGAGUUCUCGGAAACCACGAAAACGCAACAACAACUGGCGAUAGAUACGAGCCUGUCCAAAUUGUUUCAGUGCAUGUCGUUGGCGUACAGGCAAAAACUUACGUCACCGAAAUGGAACAGAUUUCGCGGCAUCAGGCUGCGGUGGAAGGACAAAAUACGUCUAAACAACGUCAUCUGGAGAUGCUGGCAUUUGCAAUUCAUCAAGAAGGAGAACACGUUGAUUUGCCAGUUCGCGUCGCCGCUAGAUGUCGACACCCACAACAAACCGGAGGCGAUUGUGCUCGAGGGCAAAUACUGGAAACGGAAACUGGCCGCGGUCACCGCUGAGUACAAAAAAUGGCGCAUGUUCUACCGGAACAAUCUGUUGGGCAACACCCCGCGGACCAGUUCCGAAAGGCUGAACGACAUCGACCAUUUGCUGUGGGAGUCGAACAGCACGGACCACAUGAACAUGAUGGUGGACGAAGACUACAUGGACCUGAUGAGCGACACCUUGUUCUCGACGAUCACCAAUCAGCCGUUCGUGUUCCCGGACUCGAGAGAAAUCGCGAGAGCGGGUCUCGCGGACUUCAUCCAGCCGAGUUUGGGACCGUUGCAGCCCAACCUCGACGACUGCAUGGACACGUUCGACCCUUUACAAGAAUUAAUAAACAGCAAACUACCCACCGUACCUGAAGAACAGUCGUCCCACUCCUCUGUCGGAUGGGGCUACAUCGAGGGCAUGUCCGUGACGUCGUCGCUGCAGAUAUCGGACGUGAACCCGUACUCGCAGCUGCAGAUGAUCUCCCCGCCCCCUUACGACGGUCUGGUCGCACCGCCUCACUCCGACCAGUACGGCGGCGCGCAGGGGCGUGGCUCGAGCGAGCUUCGCCCCCAUUCGAAGCACGAUCGGCAAACCGCCUUCGUGAAGGCAGAGCCGUAUCCGAGUUACGCAACGCAGACGGCGUCCAAGGAGCGGACGGACAUCGUCACCGCCCCCUCCCAGCCCCGACCGCAAGGUUACAAGUUUGCGGAGCCCGCGAGGCCCAACGUCAAGUUUACGCAGCAGCAGACGGCCGCCGUCCCGACGCCUCACUAUAGUAGGCCGUCGAGCGUCGCGUCGUUCUCGCACGAGAGCGCGAAACCUUCGGACCAGAGGGGGCGUGGCUCGCAUCGCGGCCGAGGUCGGUCGAGGUCGAACACUCGCGAACCGAUCAAAAGGCCGCCGCUGUUGUCCGCGGUCAGCGAUCCGUCGCUAUUGACGUCCGCGUCGACGAACGCUCUGCUCACCCAAUUGCUGACGAGCGGCAGCACCCUUAACUCUGCGCUGUACGGCCAGAACCAAGGGGGUGCCGCCAGUGGCGGCUCGUCCCUGGAGGUGUCCGGUCAGUUGCGUAUCAAGGAGGAGGCGAACCCCGUGACGCUGAUGACGCAACCUUCGUCCGGUACCCUGAUCUCGUUACCGUCGCAGAUAACCAUCACGACGAUGCCGAUGCAACCUAACACCGAUCCGUUGAUCUUGACAACGUACAGCAACUCGAGCAGUCCGGUGCUCGACACGAGUCCCCAGGUGCUCCACUCGCCGACGUCAUCGCAGGGCUCGAUAGGCUCGCCGAGCCGCGACGGCCGGGAUCGUCGCGUCGGCCACAUCCACGCCGAGCAGAAGCGCCGCUACAACAUCAAAAACGGCUUCGACAUGAUCAACUCGCUCAUCCCGCACCUGAACCAGAACCCGAACGCGAAGCUGAGCAAGGCGGCCAUGUUGCAAAAGGGCGCGGAAUACAUACGGCAGCUGCGCGCCGAACGCACCCAGCUCAAGGAGGAGAUGGACUCGCUGCGGCAACAGAUAGAUGCGUUGAACGCGUCCAUUAGCAAUUGCCAGUCGUUGCUGCCCGCGACCGGCGCCCCUGUGUCCCGCAGGCGGGACAGCAAGAUGCAGGAAAUGUUCGACGAAUACGUCAGUCGACGCACCAUGGAGAAUUGGAAGUUUUGGAUCUUCAGUCUGAUAUUUAGGCCGCUGCUGAAUCCGUUCAACAAUUUCGUGUCGACGACCAACUUGGACGAGCUGUACUCGUCAACGAUGCACUGGAUCGAGCAGCACUGCACGCUAGUCAAUCUCAGACCAGUGGUUCUAAAUUCGCUAAGGUACCUGUGCACAAAAACGGACAUCCUGUCCGAACCUGAGAAGUUACCUGAAGAAGCUAGACGGUUAGUUUUAAACGACAAGUCAAAGUAACGUAGUUUUAAUACGUAAUAGUUACGUAUAAAUUUUGCUCACGUCGACGCCGACGCCGUCGUGUAAUGGUGCAAUCGUAAUCGAUAAAUAAAAAAAAAAACAAUUGUCAAAACGCGAAAUUCCGUUGUCUUACUAACACGCCCAGCAUUUAAGCCUUCGUUUUUCUUUUUCAUGUUGUAAUGUGACCCGAGGUAAAUUGAAUACUGAUUCGUAUACUGGACGGGCAACUGGCGGGGGUAAUCUAUUAAACGCCCACAACACUCGUCCCAACACUGUCAGAUCCAGAUCCAUGAUAAAAAAAAGUAGCCACGCCUCCUAAGGACCAAAAGUAGGGUGUUAUAGACCAGUUGCCCCUCCCGUACGUCAUAGUGCCUUAUGGAGGAGCACAUUGUUCGUUCCGUGACGCAAUAGUUCGGGAUCGAUUGCUUACGGGGUGUUUCAUACUUGGCGGAUCUAACUAUCCAUCGUUUAAAAAAUGUUUCGAACUAAAACAAAACGUGGAAGACAUGCGAUGGCAUAGAAGUCAUGCCACUCUAAUAUAAUGCUAAAUUUGUGACUAUAAAAGUUUUGUUAUUAUUAUUAAACAAGUUAUCAUACAUUAUUACAUGGUGUCAGAAGUGGGAUGAUAAAAUUCGGCCAGGUCCACCAUCCCACUUCUGACAACAUGUAAUAAUGUGCGGUACAACUUGUUUAAUGGGGUAUUUGAGAACUAAAACGCGUACAAGAAUAUAGUCAGAUUUAUGUCAUGAAUGACUAUUAGCUAUUAAAUACGAUAGUAGGCUCUAAUGUUGCUGGUUGAAUGCCGCAAGAUCAUUGGCAUGCGCAAAUUUUUUCGUAUGCAACCGAGCCCAUGAGACGAGUUUGAUUCGCCGACUCCGAAGCACGCGGGCGUUCCGACGAGAUUUUUUUUUUGUUUCCGUUUAGGGUACUUACAAACAAUGUGGUGUACACGCGGAUAAUAAUCGUUGUUAUCGUUAUGAUUUAUAUACAUAUAUGGCGAGUUUUCUUUGUAAAAUCCUUUAUGUAAAACUAUUUUUAAUAUUAUAAGAGUUUCAUUGUU
Messenger RNA from Cylas formicarius (sweet potato weevil), 3683 nucleotides. Its product is annotated as MLX-interacting protein. The transcript is spliced from 15 exons. Bases 215 to 2623 code for a protein of 802 amino acids. Gene Ontology annotation, molecular function: protein dimerization activity; DNA-binding transcription factor activity, RNA polymerase II-specific; RNA polymerase II cis-regulatory region sequence-specific DNA binding. NCBI's taxonomy places the organism in Eukaryota, Metazoa, Arthropoda, Insecta, Coleoptera, Brentidae. Gene Ontology annotation, cellular component: nucleus. Gene Ontology annotation, biological process: regulation of transcription by RNA polymerase II. The record is from RefSeq and is a predicted model, not a curated record.